Messenger RNA from Paramuricea clavata, 462 nucleotides. The record is from the annotation of a GenBank genome assembly. NCBI's taxonomy places the organism in Eukaryota, Metazoa, Cnidaria, Anthozoa, Malacalcyonacea, Plexauridae.
AUGUCAAAAGCAUUCGACAGUCUAGACCACGGCAUCUUGAUCAAGUACUGCAUUAAAAUGUUCACGAGUUACUUAACAAACAGGUGCCAAACAGUCCGUAUUAACUGUACACUCUCGGAUACUCUAGAAGUGACGAAUGGGGUACCACAAGGAAGCAUAUUUGGGACCUUGUUAUUUAGCAUUUACGCUAACGACCUACCAUCAGUACCACAGCAAUGCUCAACUGAUUGUUACGUUGAUGAUACAAAACUGUAUAUGUGCUUUCCUGUUAGAGAUUAUGAUCUAGCCAUGGACCUCAUGAAUGAUCUUACAAGAAUUCGAAAUUGGUGUUUCCAGAAUUUAUUGCUUUUAAAUCCUGACAAAACCAACCUCAUGGUUUACGGAACCAGACAGUUGAUUACAAAACUACCUAGUGAUUUUUGCCUUUCACUGUUGGAAAAGAUCUUAUCCCUGGAGAUGUAG